CAAGCUUGGUCCGAGUUUCAGAGCUGAUUUCAAAGGUUUCUUGAGUCAACUAUAUCAAGCCUUAAAGCUUCAGAAAUAUGUUUGGCUGCUGCCAGGAGCAGUUUUGUAUAAUGUGUAAAUGGAAAUGAAGCUGUUUAUAUAUGCUCAAGAAGUAUCACAGGACACAUCAGCUUUUGGGACACCAUUCCUGGCUGUUCAAAAUGCAGGCCUCAGAGUAACACUAGCAAGAUAAUGGGUUGAAAAGCUCUCCAUAAAAAAUGAUGGAUGAAGAAGGUUUGGUUGAAGAUCUACUUACAGAGUAUGCCCUACAGCUUAGCAGUCAAGAAUUGAAUGAGUCCAAACCACCAGUGUCUUCCAGCUAUGACAGUUUUAUACCACCUAGUGAGGAAAACAGGAAAAUUGUAACAUCCAUAAGGCAAGGUCAAGUGUUUAGGCUCCAAGAACUUGUGAAGCAGAAAUAUGCUUUGGAUGAAGCUGAUGAAAGAGGGUGGUUUCCACUGCAUGAGGCCGUAGCUCAGCCAAUUCAGCAAAUACUUGAAACUGUUCUAGAUGCAUCUUACAAAGCAAUGUGGGAAUACAAAACAUGCGAUGGAGAAACACCGUUAACUUUGGCAGCAAAAUCUGGCUUUGUGGAAAAUGUGCGAACGUUGCUGGAAAAGGGUGUUUGGCCCAAUACCACAAAUGACAAAGGAGAAACUCCACUUCUCAUUGCUGUUAGAAGGAGCUCUUUUGAAAUGGUGUCCACUCUGGUUAAACACAACUGUAGUAUCCACCAGCCGUGCGUCAAACGUUGGUCGGCAAUGCAUGAAGCUGCAAAACAGGGACGCAAAGACAUUGUUGCUUUUCUUCUGAAGAAUGGUGGAAAUGUGAACCUUAAGGAUGGAUAUGGAGUAACACCAUUAGGUGUUGCUGCUGAGUAUGGUCACUGUGAUGUGCUGGAGCAUCUUAUCCAUAAGGGUGGAGAUGUCCAGGCUUUAGCAGAUGAUGGUGCGUCGAUACUGUUUGAAGCAGCUGGAGGAGGUAAUCCAGACUGCAUAGCCCUUCUUUUGGAAUAUGGAGGAAGUGGCAACGUCCCUAAUAAGGCGGGACUGCUUCCCAUACACAAAGCAGCUUAUGAGGGGCAUUACCUGGCGCUGAAGUAUCUUAUUCCAGUCACAUCCCAAACUGCAAUCCAGAAAAGUGGGUUAAGCCCUGUUCACUCAGCGACAGAUGGCCAGAAUUCACAGUGUCUAGAGCUCCUCAUUGAAAAUGGGUUUGAUGUCAAUGCUCUCUUGGCUCAAUACAUUUCAAAUAGUUACGAUGACGGAAGGAAAACUGCACUUUAUUUUGCUGUUUCUAACAAUGACAUUCUUUGCACUGAAAUAUUACUCAAAGCAGGAGCGAAUCCAAACAAGGAUCCUUUAAACUGUCUGCUUGUGGCAGUGAGAGCUGGACACCAUGAAAUUGUAAGGCUGCUCCUAUCUUACGGAGCAAACGUCAAUUGCUACUUUAUGUUGGUUAACGAUACACGUUUCCCCAGCGCCAUUCAGUAUGCCUUGAAUGAUGAGGUGAUGCUCAGGCUGUUGCUCAAUCAUGGGUAUAAUGUGGAGAUGUGUUUUGACUGUAUGCACCAAGAUGUCUUUGGAAAUUCUUUUGUAUGGUCAACUCCAGAAGAAGAGAUUCUCCCCGGGUGGACUUCUUCUGUAAUAAAGGAUAAUCCAUUCUGUGACUUUAUUGCUGUUCCUUGGUUGAAACAUUUAGCGGGAAAAGUGGUUCGUGUUUUUAUAGAUUACAUGGAUUAUGUUCCUCUGUGCACAAAAAUUAAGUCUGUCUUAGAAACGCAGGAAGAAUGGACAGAGAUCUGUCAGAUACUGGGUAAUGCUCGCCCACUGAAACAUCUGUGUCGUCUGAAAAUACGUAAGCUCUUGGGGCUAAGGAGACUCCAGAAACUGCCGUCCAUGAAGAAGCUUCCACUCCCAACAGUUCUCAAGAACUAUAUCCUCUAUAAAGAAUAUGAUCUGUAUGGGAAAGGAAUACAUUUAGAAUAGGUUUUUUAAA
Colius striatus (speckled mousebird) is the source of this 2037-nucleotide messenger RNA. It is a transcript of the gene ASB15, whose product is annotated as ankyrin repeat and SOCS box containing 15. Gene Ontology annotation, biological process: intracellular signal transduction. Lineage: Eukaryota; Metazoa; Chordata; Aves; Coliiformes; Coliidae. The transcript has 11 exons. Gene Ontology annotation, molecular function: protein binding. The record is from RefSeq and is a predicted model, not a curated record. Gene Ontology annotation, cellular component: cytoplasm. The coding region runs from base 258 to 2027 and encodes 589 amino acids.